AUGUCUGCUGAAGCAUAUCGCGAGACACUGGACAGAUCUUUGCAGCUCUCAAUACAGUCAUUGAAAGAUAUAGCAGAGGAGGGUGCAGAUUUAAACGAUAUCAGAAGGAAACUCAUUUUGGAUACGUCGUCUCUAGUGACAGCGAAAAACUCAUUCAGGAGAGACAUUGAAGAUCUGAACUCAAAAUAUCUGCAAAAGAGGCAACUAAAUGACUCGAACUUUAAUAAUACCUUUUUAACGAAGUGGGAAAUUCAGAGAAUCAAAAACUCGAGAUUAUACAGUAAUCUAAUGGAGGUGAUUAGGGAAAUACCAGAUUUGAGAACAGACUUACUGAAUGAUGUAUCAAUUGAGAAUUUCCAAGAUUACUUUGUCGAAAAAAAGGAAUUUGAGAGAAUCAUCUCAGAGGAUAUUGGAAACCUGCAUAAUUUUAUAAUACCGAAGAAUGUGGACGCCGAAUUAUCUGAAAUAUUUGAGAAAUCAGAUAUCAACAAGUUCAAGUUGGUUCAAUUACAUGAUAAAUAUUACAACAAAAAAAUCUCAAAUUUAAACGAUUCUUUGAGGAAGUGGGAAUCCAAGUUGAAUAGACUGAAAUCUUUCAAAGAUGAUGCUAUCAAAUUCAAAAAUGAAAUUGAAGAUGUUAAUAUGGAUGAACACAAUGAUCAAGUAUCAGAUGUCGAAAUUGAUGAUGACUAUGUUGAUGGUGACGGUGACGCAGAUAUCGAUGGUGAUGCAGAUGUAGCUAGUGAUGCAGAUGUAGACGGUGAUGCGGAUGGCGACGCAGAUGCAGAUAUAGACCAUGAGCAUGAUGAUGAAAUGACAGAAGACUAUGUGGGGGAGCAGAACGUGCAGAAAAUUGAUUACAGCCACGAGGAAUUGAUGGAUAUUGACGAUGAAGAGGGGAAAAUACAAUCUCCAGACCAACCAUACGAGAACGCCUCUGGUUUUAAUAAUGAUGAAAUAGAAGGCAUAGAAAGCUAA
Messenger RNA from Pichia kudriavzevii, 978 nucleotides. RefSeq lists its product as uncharacterized. Lineage: Eukaryota; Fungi; Ascomycota; Pichiomycetes; Pichiales; Pichiaceae. The transcript has a single exon. The record is from RefSeq and is a predicted model, not a curated record. The coding region runs from base 1 to 978 and encodes 325 amino acids.